AUUUUAUUGACUCUAUUCCCCUUCACUUUUUUCAUUCAUCCCUCCACACAAUCCCUUUUGGUAACCAUCCUGUUAGUCUCUAUUUCUCUAUGAGUCUGUUUUUGUUUUGUUUGCUUGUUUUGUUUUUAUAAUUCAUUGUUUGGGAUUGUUAAGGAUCAAUUAUGGAUGUUAUGAAUAUACAAUUAUGGAUAUUAUGAAAGCUGCCAAGACAGGCAGGAAAGGGUUUAUCACAUCUUGGUAGACAGUAAGCAGGUCUGCUUGUCGGGAAGCACACGUCAGGGUGCAGCUGGAGAUAAGGGUAGUGAGUUAGAGGAGGUGGCUAAUGGGUAGAUGUUUUUGAAACCCAUCUUCAAUUUUACUCAGAUUUGGAAAGUAAAUGGGAGCAAGCUUUGCAGAAAGGGUGCUUUAGGGACAAAACUUAUGAAAAGGAAUCGCUUUGCAGUUAGCUGGGGAGGGGAAGGGUGUGAGGGCCAAAGGUCCCUGACACCCGGUGGCACUUGGAGUUUCCCUCGCAUUUUUUAGGGAGGCCUCUCUUUGCUCUGUUCCUUUAUCAGGGGCGGACAGGCAGGGCGGAGCUUGUGGUGUUCAGGAGCAGCUUGAAGGGAGUCUGUGGGACAGACGAGGGAGCCCCGGGCUGAGGGCUGCGGGCGUUAGAAUGAAAGGAGAGCUUUUCCUAGGCCCACCUCCAGAGCCCUUCCUGACCCCGCUGCCUGAUGCCUGACCUCCCUGGAUGGAUGGAGGGAGGGUCCGCAGCUCGGAGACUCCAGCUCUGCCACACAAAGGGCCCUUGAUCCCAAAGGUGUUCGGAUGGAGACAGCAAGUUCCUCCUGCUCCUGGCUCUCCAGCUGCCUCAUCACCCUGGCCUUCCUGCAGCUGCCCAUCCACGUGUCAGGAGAGUCCGGCCAGUUCCACCUGGCGCCGCUAGGGGGCACAGCCAGGCUGCUCUGCCCGCUCUCGCUCUGGUCCGUCCCGGCGCUCACGGAGGUGCGAUGGCUGCGGUCCCUGCCCCGGCGGCGCUCCCAGGUGGUCCACGUGUUCCGGGAGGACAAGGUCCGCGAGGAGGACGUGGUGCCGGAGUUUAAGGGGAGGACGGCGCUGGAGAGGGACGCGCUGGAGGGAAACGUCACGCUGGAGAUCCGCCACGUCCGGCUGGAGGACCGGGGGCCGUACCGGUGUCAGGUCCGCAUCGCCAACCUGAGCCGGGAGGGCACCGUGGUCCUGCAGGUGGCAGUUCUAGGCUCCGACCCUUACAUCCACGUGAAGGGCUACGACGCGGGAUGGAUCCAGCUGGUGUGCAGGUCGGCGGGCUGGUUCCCACGGCCGUGGGCCGAGUGGAGAGACCCUCACGGCAGGGUGCUUCCAUCGGAGCCCCAGGCCCUCUCCCUGGACGAUGCGGGGCUCUUCGAAACGGCCGUCUCCAGCAAAGUCAGGGACAGCACCGUGGGCAGCGUGUCCUGCACCAUCCGCAACGAUGCCCUGGGCCAGGAGAAGACCACGGCCAUGGUCAUAGCAGCCCCAUCUCCAGGGAGGAUCUCCCCCUUAGCAGUGGCUCUUGCUGUGGUCCUGGCUGUCCUGGGGCUUCUCCUCAUGGCAGGCAUUUGUGUCAUCUGGAAGCAAAGACGAUCAAAAGAGAAGCUUCUCUAUGAACAGGUGGUGGAGGUAGAAACUCUUCUCGAAGACCAUGCAAAAGAAAAAGGAAGGCUCCACAAAGCCCUCAAGAAACUCCGGAGUGAACUGAAGUUGAAAAGAGCUGCAGCCAACUCAGGCUGGAGAAGGGCCCGGCUGCACUUCGUUGCCGUGACCCUGGACCCCGACACCGCGCACCCCAAGCUCAUCCUGUCGGAGGACCGCCGGUGCGUGAGGCUGGGGGACCGCAGGCAGCCUGUGCCCGACACCCCACAGCGGUUCGACUUCGUGGUCAGCGUGCUGGGCGCUGAGGCCUUCGAGGCCGGCUGCCACUACUGGGAGGUGCUGGUGGCCGACAAGACCAAGUGGAUCCUGGGCGUGUGCCGCGAGGCGGUGAGCCGCAAGGGCAAGGUCACGGCCUCGCCCGCCAACGGGCACUGGCUGGUGCGGCAGAGCCGCGGCGCCCAGCUCGAGGCGCUCACGUCCCCGCAGACCCCGCUGCGCCUGCGGGAGCCCCCGCGCUGUGUGGGCGUCUUCCUGGACUACGACGCGGGCGUCAUCUCCUUCUACGACGCCUCCGACCGGUCCCACAUCUUCACCUUCACCCACGCCGCCUUCUCCGGGCCGCUCCGCCCCUUCUUUGAACCCUGCCUGCACGACGGAGGGAAGAACACGGCCCCUCUGGUCAUCUGCUCGGAGCCCCACACACCGGAGGAGCCCGUGGCCCCCAAGCCCGAGGGGAAAGGCCACGCCAACGGAGACGUGGCCCUCAAGGUGGACCCUUCCCUCCGGCCCUGGUCCCCUGAUCUGGGACCGGCGCUCCAGGGGCUCAAGGUUCCCUCUUUUUAGGGAGCUGCUCCCCGACCAUCCAUCCGGUCCAGGGCUCCCUGGGUUUCAGACUCCUGGCCCCACCCUGGCCUCAUCUGGACCAGCUCACCUCCUUUCCCCAAGUCCAGACCCGUUUGUGGUUUCUAUUCGUGUAAUCAUCUUUCUCCGGUUUCUGAACCCUGUCCCCUUUCGGGGACUUGAAGUUCUCAUUGCCUCGGAAAAAUUCUGGAAAACCAAGUGAGCAAUCAGAAUUAGGGCUGGGUGGGGAUGAUGAGUGUGUGUCUGAGAUCCGGGGUUCUCUGUUCGAGGGGCUAUGUAAGAGAAACUUCAUUUGAUCUCAUCCUGAACUUGGGCUUUUAUUUCAUUUUUAAAAAAUAUUUCUUUAUUGACUUCAGAGAGGAAGGGAAAGGGAUAGAGUGAUAGAAAUGUC
Pipistrellus kuhlii (Kuhl's pipistrelle) is the source of this 2884-nucleotide messenger RNA. RefSeq names its product erythroblast membrane associated protein (Scianna blood group) (gene ERMAP). Gene Ontology annotation, molecular function: signaling receptor binding. Gene Ontology annotation, cellular component: external side of plasma membrane. Lineage: Eukaryota; Metazoa; Chordata; Mammalia; Chiroptera; Vespertilionidae. Bases 808 to 2475 code for a protein of 555 amino acids. The transcript has 12 exons. Gene Ontology annotation, biological process: T cell receptor signaling pathway; regulation of cytokine production. The record is from RefSeq and is a predicted model, not a curated record.